Ornithodoros turicata is the source of this 2040-nucleotide messenger RNA. RefSeq names its product phospholipase A1-like. Lineage: Eukaryota; Metazoa; Arthropoda; Arachnida; Ixodida; Argasidae. The transcript has a single exon. Gene Ontology annotation, biological process: lipid catabolic process. The record is from RefSeq and is a predicted model, not a curated record. The coding region runs from base 340 to 1509 and encodes 389 amino acids. Gene Ontology annotation, molecular function: lipase activity.
CGUACUAACGCAAACGUUGAAUGAGGAAAUCCUUUUGAAAUGCCCUUCCGUCUACGGCGACGGCCGCCCGCGCGUCUUUCUCCCGUCUCGUAGUCACUCGCUCUCUCUACACCGAUUCAACGAUCCAACAACAGGCGCGAUCCGCGCUGUCGUGGGAAUCUCUUUCCUGGACUAUUCUCAUGGCGUGACGCGCGAGUCACUUGAUACCGCACGGCACAAAGGUUCGUCUUUAUUUCUGUUUACACCUACCUACACCACCUACACGUCGCUCGUCAAGCUACAUCAAUCGGAAUGGAAACCUUCGAAGCCAGCUAAGCCUAACGAGCACGCCGGCCGGCGAUGGCAAUUCUCGCAGGUGUUGCAACAACGCUCUUUGCAACGGCGUUGCUCUGCCUGUGUCCGCUUUUCGCAGAUGGCGCCAGCUGCACAGAGCUGCCGAAAGCGAAGAGGAUACAACAUGCCGCGCGCGCGGUACAGCGCGCGCCUUUUGGAACGUUCAACACAACGGGAAACUGGUCGUACCUCGUACCACGCAAACCGGACGACGUGCAAGUAACUUUCGUUAUCUAUCGCAACGGCUUCGCUCCUAUCGAAUAUCGUAUUGGUGGAAACACAAGAUAUCUCACUGGGAUACUGAACAGUAGUAUCACGAUCAUCUGUCAUGAUUUGCCGAAAAACUACAGAAAAGAAGCCGUUGUACUGAUCAAUGAACUUCUCAGCCACAAGAAGAGUGAUACCCUUAUAUAUGUCCGCUGGAACGUCGGAGAUUGCGAGGCGAAGACGACACCUGGCGAUUUUUAUUACUGUCCCGCCGGUGCGUCGAGUUCCAACGCCGACUUCUACCAGCAAGCAGCUGGAGACAGUCGGCUGGUCGCUCGACAGGCUGCACGCUUUCUCAGCAGCUUGGUCUACAUGCAUGACUGGACCUACAAGUUGGACAGCGUGCACUUUAUCGGAUUCGGAAUUGGUGCGCAUAUCGGCGCGUUUCUCGCUGAAGAACUGUCGUCGAUAGAACUGUACCUCGGCCGACUGACUGCCCUUGACCCAGCGCGUUUUCUGUUCGAGGAUACUGGAUUGAAUCACCUUUCACGAGACAGUGCUUCGUUCGUCGAUGUUGUGCACACGAGCGACUGUCACGGCCUGGUGAAACCAGUGGGUCACGUCGACUUUUACGUAAACGGGGGUGGAAUGCAGCCCGGCUGCACGGACGCGAUGUGUUCUCACGUCCGGGCACUGUCUUACUACACCAGUUCGAUUGCGAAAUGUGAUAUGGUGGCGUACGCUGCUCCCGAUUAUGAUUUAAAUACGAGUAGCUCCAUCUUUGGAUACAGAAGCUUUCUCAAUGACGUCACAGGACUGUAUUAUCUGAAAACGAAACCGAACUUCCCUUACUGUUCCACUGACGAUAGCACGCCUACACCUACAUCAAUCACCUCGCGCUCAGUUUGUUCUGGAAGGUUUGCUAUAGUUCUUAUGGCUUCACAUUUUUUACUGCAAAGUUGGUUGUGAGUUAUUGCUGAAGGUUUUAUAGUUCCUAGCCCCGUGUGAGCAAUGAUACCAAAGCUCUUUUAGACUAUAUAUGUAUAAGUUAUUUGAGUUGACCAAAGUGAAGUUAACAGCUGUUAGUGCGCAUUUAACUUUUGCAUGUUCAGGUAAUGUUAUUUUUAUUUAAUAAUCUAUUGUACAGGGUCGAAGAGAAGAGGGAGAGAGGAACAUGAGCUUUGAAAAAUAGGCUAGGCAACGUUUAGUUGUCGUUGUUGUUGUUUUUUUUUGCAGCUUUACUUGUUCGCCAAUGUCUGUUUUGCCAGUUUCUGUAAGAAACUUUGGUGCCCUCACUGGCGUUCCCAGUGACCUCACGAGGACUGCGGCAAUGAUUGAGGACAACUACUUCGCACUGCGCAUGAAAUGACAUUCCGUUGAAGUCUCACAGUGUUACAUGCGGUAGUUUCUUCGCUGCAUGUAAUUUUUUUUUAAACCUUUAUACCACAUAGUUAUAGUACGUGUGUUUUCGCACAAAUAAAACACGGUUUUGCACUAAAA